AGGAACAUCGCGCGCGGCGAGCACCUCACACUCGCCUACCUGCACAACUUCCUGCUGGGCUCAGUCAAGCGGCGCGCCCAGACGCUGGCCUGGAACUUCCUGUGCCAGUGCGAGCUUUGCCGCGACCCCAGUCAGCGGGGGCUGCACCUGGAGGCCUGGUGCUGUGCAGCGUGCAGCGGCAAGAAGAAAAAGGCCUUCCCAGUGACGAUCCAUGAUAUGCAGAACAGUUGGUCCUGCAGCGGCUGCGGGGAAACGGGUUCGCUCGAUGCCACCGGAGGAGGCGCCCAAGGGGCCCAAGCUCAGGCCAAGAGACUGGAGAAACGGCUGGAGAACUACGUCGGUAGCACGGCAAAGGUGCCGCUGAAGGUGUGGGAGCAGUUCAUCCACGACGCCCUGUGGCCCCGCGGGCCCCUGCACCCCACCCACAGCCUGGUGCUGCAAGCCAAGAAGGCCAUCGUCGAACUGGACGGGGUGCUCGUCCUCAAGGCGACAUUGACUCCAGCCGAGUCGCGGCGUGUGGCCGCCUACUGCCGGGAUCUGCUGGCCGUGAGCGACGCGGUCUGCCCGGGGGUCAACUGGUUCCGCCAGCAACUCCUGCUCGUCCACGCCGGCGUCGUGGAGGGGCUGGUGGAGGCGCAGAUGGAGAGCAUGCGCACGAUGCGCCCCCCGCGUGCCCUGGAGAAACUUCUAGACGAGAUGGAGGAGAUUCACACCGAGCUCACGCGAAUCGCCGUCAGUCCCAAACACAAGAAAACGUCGCUGGGGAACUUGGAAGAGAUCGCCGCAACCCGGAACGCUUUUUCGGUUUUUAAGUAGUGAUUGUGUAUGACAGAGAGUGUCUUUUGACCGCGUGGAGGAAAGACUCCUACUUUUAAAGAGCAAAACGUUGUUGUAAAAUCUUCUUUCCCUGGGUAUUUCUGGAAGAUUGUGAGAGCAUAACGUUGUUGUAAAAUCUUCUCUCCCUGGGUAUUUCUGGAAGAUUGUGACUCUCCACUUGUUAGUGAAGACUCUGUAUAUGUGGAGAAGAAGGAAACUGGGUCUGUCUCAGUUAAAUGGUAAUUUCGGUUUCAUCCAAUUAAAUUGUAAGGUUGUGGUUCAGAAAUGGAAUAUUUAACUACGGUGUAUGAUUUAUCUAAUAUUGGCAAUUGGCAUUUGUUUUUCUGCUUAGUGGUGUCUUAGCAACUGAGACCAAUUUUACUCUUGUCGGUUUUCGGGAAUUAAACAAUUAAGCUUUAUGCAUAUGGUUCGGGUUUGCCCAGGGCUAAAACACUCACUUUGUCACUUGUGCUAAAUAAUCGUCAAUAAAAUGAA
Messenger RNA from Thrips palmi, 1311 nucleotides. RefSeq lists its product as uncharacterized. The transcript is spliced from 5 exons. Lineage: Eukaryota; Metazoa; Arthropoda; Insecta; Thysanoptera; Thripidae. The coding region runs from base 217 to 816 and encodes 199 amino acids. The record is from RefSeq and is a predicted model, not a curated record.